AUGGCAUUCCAGGGACAGCAUCCCCCUGCGCAAGGAGGCUUUUACCCUCCUCCCCCGGGACCUGGAGGAUAUCAACAACAGCUGCCUCCUCCCCAGCAGCAGCAGCCGCAGCCGCAGCAACAAGUGCCGUAUAGCUACCCUCCUCCGCCUCAAGGCGGCGGCGCCCAUUUCCCCCCACCCCCUAACGCUGGAUCCCCUCCUCCGGUAGCCCACACUCCACCGGUUCAAUCUCCUCCUCCUCCCGUCAAGGUCGAGAAUGUGCCUGGAGCCCCACCCCCGGGGCAGUUCGUUGGAGCUCAAGCUACCACUGCAGACGACGUUGGUACAUUCAAUGGCGGGAGCUACCGCAUCAGUCACCGCGACACGAAUUCGGUUCUCACUAUCCAGUUAGCAAUGGGAUGCCCAUUGACAGCAAAACCAGGUGCCAUGAUUGCCAUGUCCCCUACUGUGUCUCUGAAAGGCUCCAUCAAAUUCUCCAUGAAAAAAAUGCUUGCUGGCGGGGAAAUGUCCUCGUCAACGUUCACUGGACCUGGUGAACUACUCCUAGCACCCUCAAUGCUAGGUGAUAUCUCUAUCCUGAGGCUUAACGGACAAGAACAAUGGUCGGUCGGUAAAGACGCAUUCCUUGCAUGCACUCAAGGAGUAGUCAAGGACUAUAAAAAUCAGGGCCUCAGCAAAGCGUUCUUCUCCGGAGAGGGCCUGUUUGUCUAUAAGAUAAGCGGAACGGGGAUACUCUUUGUCCAGAGUUUCGGUGCGAUCAUAAGAAAAGAUCUGGUCGAUGGCGAAAAGUACAUUGUUGACAACGGCCAUCUUGUAUCGUGGAACUGCAAGUAUGUUAUGGAACGCGUCGCUUCUGGUGGGGUAUUGUCCAAUCUCAGCUCUGGGGAAGGUCUCGUUUGCAAAUUCACGGGCCCUGGAACGAUCUACUUGCAAACGAGAAAUCCCUCUGCUUUUGCUUCUUGGAUGGUUGCGAACGGUGCUGCUGGUGGUGGCGGUGCCUGA
This is a messenger RNA of Trichophyton benhamiae CBS 112371, 1002 nucleotides long. RefSeq lists its product as uncharacterized. The transcript has 3 exons. The record is from RefSeq and is a predicted model, not a curated record. Lineage: Eukaryota; Fungi; Ascomycota; Eurotiomycetes; Onygenales; Arthrodermataceae. The coding region runs from base 1 to 1002 and encodes 333 amino acids.